AUAGAAAAUAUUAGUAAUUAACUGAUCGUUGCAUAGACCACAUCGGAAAAAUGUAUCAUUUAAUACUGUUAUUGUUGUCGAGUGCUGCCUUCCUGGCGGAAGGAAUUUACCUUUCCAACCUGAAUUCUACGUGUUUUCGAUGCAUUUGUGAGGCUUCCACCGGUUGCAGUAACCGAUUGCAGUGUGAACAUGGGUAUUGUGGACCAUUUUCAAUUUCCCGUGCCUAUUGGAUUGACGCUGGAAAGGUAGUCAAGGAGCAGGACGAUUCGAAUCGAUGGGGAGCAUAUGAGGAUUGUGCGAACGAGUAUGAUUGCGCCACCAACAUUAUCACUCAAUACAUGGAGAAGUACGGAAAGGACUGCAACAAUGACGGCCGGGUGGAUUGCGUGGAUUACGCAAUGCUGCACAUCAAUGGUGGUCCAACCUGUCAUAUGUCGCUGCAUUUGGAGUUUAGUAGAAAAUUCGAUAAGUGUUUGCAUGGGAACAAUCGACAGGCGGUGCCAGAGGCUACACCUAAGACACCAGUCAGUUAUGUGAAUCGGGUUUCAACGGCACAUUUUUAUUCGCCGGGCAAAUUUUAAAAACUACCUUCUUAUAAUAUACAAACAGAACAAAAAAUAUUAACAAUGCGUAAAAUACUACACAGAAACAUAAA
Molecule: messenger RNA, 655 nt
Organism: Toxorhynchites rutilus septentrionalis
Lineage: Eukaryota; Metazoa; Arthropoda; Insecta; Diptera; Culicidae
Product: lysozyme 2-like
Exons: 2
Coding region: 51-581 (176 amino acids)
Molecular function (GO): lysozyme activity
Source: RefSeq, a predicted model, not a curated record